CAGACAACACCACCAGAGACUCCGAUAUGCGACCCAGAUGCGCCCGAGCUGCAACUCGGAGAAGGCCUGUUCCACAACUACUUACGCGCGAUCUAUCCCUUCGAUCCUUCUAUGAUGCCAGCUGAAAGCGAAGAUGCCCUUGAAAUGACGACGAACCUGCGGGCAGGCGACCUUGUGCUUGUCCAUAGCAUUCAUGCUAACGGAUGGGCCGAUGGUACGGUGUUGACGACCGGCGAGCGUGGCUGGUUGCCAACCAACUUCUGCGAGGCAUUCGACCAUCCAUACCUCCGCAACUUGCUCAAUGCCAUGACGCAGUUUUGGGAUCUGUUAGGCGCAACCGAAGACGGGAACCUGUCGACCUUCGUGCGCCAGGAUUAUGUUCGAGGUCUGAUUGCUGGAGUACGAUAUUUACUGGAGCACGCAGACUGCCUCCACCGGGAUGCCGCGCUUGUCCAGCGUCACAUGGGCAUACGCCGUAUGCGUAAAGGGCUACUCGCCGAUCUCUCCUCCUUAGUGCAGAUUGCAAAGGGUCUGCAAGAGACGAUAAGCGAGCCGUUCGCGGGUGAAGUCGUUCAUUACUUGGUGGACGAUCUGAUUGUGAAAGCGUGUAAGGUGGUCACACGCGCGAUCGGUUUCGUUGAUAUCUGGUCAGAAGAGACUGGUCAUCUUUCAGUAAGGCUCAAGCAAACCGGACGUUUCGAACGCGAGACACUACCCUCGGAUGAACGGCCUUUCCCUUUUAUAAGCUCAGUUUCUGUAACAGAACGUCCAAUAUCACUGAGCACAGCCGCUGCAUCACAAGCUUCGGCGACAGAGGAGGAGGAAGCGGAAGUCAAUGCAGCGCAGGAAGUUGAGCAUGCAAUGCCUCGUUCCAGAACCUUCUCUUACAGACUCGCUUCGCGCAGGCCGUCUGUCGCCCACAGAUUGUCCAUGGUGGAUACGGAGCGCACACAGCAUAGAACGCUGGCCUCACAUCAGCUGGCGAGGAUGCACGACGCGUCUAUAAGCCACAUCGCGGCAUUCAUUGGGCAUCACCUUCAUUCACGGGCAUGUUCAGAAUUACGGUCAACCACGGAACGACUCGUCAAGGCGUGCGAAGAAAUGCUUCACAUCGUUGACGAAAUCGCCUUGCACGGCGCGCAGCGAUCGGAUGCCGUGCGCGAAGCGCGCGUCGACUUCCAAACGAAGCUGGUUGAGCUCAUCAGUGCGACGCAAGACGUGUUCACCUUUUCCGAUCUCGAGGAUAGCCAGGGUGUUAUGCUACCGGAGCAUUCACAACGCUUGGUUAGACUUGGCACCAGCCUUAUCCGCUCUGCAAGUAACUGCGUAGGUCGAACACGAUCCUUGAUCGAGCAAAUAGGAGACUUCGACAUGCAUCAAAGGGCAGGAUGGCCAACCAGCUUUAAUCAGGCUGCUGGCAGUGGCGCCGCAAAUCUACAGAAACGUGGCAGCGGUACCGAAGCUCGAGUCCAAAGCCAGCAGCAUGUCGUGACAUCGUUCGAGAAGCGCCUUUCGAAGAAAAUGGCCUUACCCGUCAACAUGAGAGCGUCUAUGGCACUUCUGGAGCUGGAGGAUACAUCCAACACCACUGCUCGCGUCGUCUCCGGUCUGCAAACGCCGGAAACGCUUCAGUCACCCGCGUCUCCAUACUUCAAGACUGCUACACCGUCGGUACAACAACGAGCCACUACCCGAGCAUCUCAGCAUCAGCAGGCCAUCAGCGGUGCGACGCUCAGUUUCUUGCGCUCUGCUGGCCUUAGUAGCUCGGAUCAGGCGCGCAAAGACAGCGCAGGACUCUCCAUCGCGGGUUCAACAUCCACCAAAACGAGCAGUGCGAGACAUUCUGGUGCUAGUGUAGUGUCAAGUACUUCGACGCGAGCCACAAGCCCGGACAGGAUUAAGGAGGAGCAGAGCCCAGAUCCAGCGCUUCUGAACAGCUUCACCAGCAUAUCCAGCUUGCAGUCUGUGGCGAGCGAUGCGCCAAGCGAUCCUGAGACGCAGCUAUUGCAGAAGACAUACGCCAAUGAGAUGACAGUCAAUAACGAAGGCAAAGUAAAUGGAGGAAGCUUGCCCGCGUUGGUUGAAAAGCUUACAAUGCACGACGCAGCGCCUGACUCGCAGUUUGUUUCUGCAUUCUUCCUGACCUUCCGUAUGUUUACCACUCCGCAAGAACUUGUUCAAGCUUUAGUUGCGCGCUUCGAUUACAUCGGAGACACGUCAGCGAUCGGUCGUCCGGUCCGGCUCCGGGUUUACAAUGUCAUUAAAGGCUGGCUUGAAACCUACUGGAUUGGCGAAGCUGAUAACGCAGCGCUGGGAGACAUUCGGUACUUUGCGGCGCACCGACUGAAGCCUCACCUGGCGUCUGCGGGAGACCGCUUGCUCGAGCUGACACACAGGGUUGCUGCGGGAUACGAGAGUGGUAAUUUUACCGGCCCGCUUGUGUCUGGCAUUGGGAAGACUAGCCUCUCGAUUGUUUCAAGCCAUGCAGCUGGCAACGCUACGCCGGAGCCUAACAUAACUGAAACACAGCUGAGUUCGCUGCGAACCGAGCUAGAUGGUGGACAGGCGCGCAGUAUCCUGGAGUUUGAUGCGGUUGAGCUGGCUCGCCAGAUCACCUUGCUUACUUCGGAGACCUUCUGCCGAAUCCAGCCCGACGAACUGCUGAGCUUGGAUUGGAGCAAGAAAGACUCCCACAGGGUGUCGAACGUCCGCACCAUGUGCACGGUAAAUACCGAUCUCGCGCAUGUGGUCGGAGACAGUGUCCUUGCCCCCGAAGACGCCAAAAAGCGAGCCCAACUGAUCAAGCACUGGUCGAAGAUCGCGGUCUGUUGCCUUGAGCUGCACAAUUACGACUCCGUGAUGGCGAUCAUGUGCUCGUUGAACUCCUCCGUAUUGCAGCGACUGAGGCGGACUUGGGAAUUGGUUAGUAGAAAGACCAAAGCACGACUCGAGGAGCUCAACGCCAUCAUCGACUUCUCACGGAAUCAUGCCUCCUUGCGCAAGCGGUUGGAAGAGCCUGUAGCUCCUUGCAUACCAUUUUUAGGCAUCUACCUAACAGACUUGACAUUCAUGAACGCUGGCAACCCGAAGAUGCGCGAUCUGCCUGGCGUUACCACCGAUGAUGGCCAGCAAGUCCAGGUCAUCAAUUUCGAUAAAUGCAGGCGCAUGGCGAAAGUCGUCAGCCAUCUGCAGAAGUUCCAAGUGCCCUACAAGUUACGGCCCGUGGCAGAGCUGCAGACCUGGCUCGAAGCACACUUGGAUCGCAUGCGAGCCAGCAAUGAUGCCGUGCUUGGCAGCUUCCACCGACGCAGUCUGCUGGUGGAGCCCAAGCAAGAG
This is a messenger RNA of Baudoinia panamericana UAMH 10762, 3336 nucleotides long. RefSeq lists its product as uncharacterized. Gene Ontology annotation, cellular component: plasma membrane. Gene Ontology annotation, molecular function: guanyl-nucleotide exchange factor activity; protein binding. The annotation marks the transcript as partial. Gene Ontology annotation, biological process: Ras protein signal transduction; positive regulation of GTPase activity. The record is from RefSeq and is a predicted model, not a curated record. The transcript has a single exon. NCBI's taxonomy places the organism in Eukaryota, Fungi, Ascomycota, Dothideomycetes, Mycosphaerellales, Teratosphaeriaceae.